Molecule: messenger RNA, 317 nt
Organism: Cetraspora pellucida
Lineage: Eukaryota; Fungi; Glomeromycota; Glomeromycetes; Diversisporales; Gigasporaceae
Source: the annotation of a GenBank genome assembly
CUUGUUCAAAUGCUAAUACCAUCACUGUCAAUGUUGCCGAUAAAGGGUUGGUUUUUAGCCCACAAAACGUUACUAAUGCUAAGAAAGGCGAUGUUAUCUCCUUCUCGUUUGUUAACGGGAAACAUAGUAUCGUACAAAGUGACACUCCAGUCUCCUCAGGAAUACAAUCUCGGGGUGAUAAAUACGAUUACACCAUAACCCAGAGUGAUGGGGCCAUAUACUUUUUCUGUAAUUAUGCUCAACAUUGUCUUAACGGAGAGUGGGGUGUCAUAUACGUAGGUUCUUCCGCUAAAGCACCGAAUCGAAUUGAUCUAUAA